This is a messenger RNA of Fulvia fulva, 1590 nucleotides long. RefSeq lists its product as uncharacterized. The coding region runs from base 1 to 1590 and encodes 529 amino acids. Lineage: Eukaryota; Fungi; Ascomycota; Dothideomycetes; Mycosphaerellales; Mycosphaerellaceae. The record is from RefSeq and is a predicted model, not a curated record. The transcript is spliced from 2 exons.
AUGCUGAAAGACAGCCCAACGAACCGGCGUAUCAUCCGCGCGAUCAUAUCCAUCUUCCAGGCUCAUGGUCCUUUCUGUCUAUGCUACACCUUCUGGCUCCUUGCUGCUAGAUACUGGCCGGCCCUCGCCUUCGGUCGGGAGAAGUUCCUCCAAAACAGGACUGUCUGGUUCUUCUGCAUCCCGGAAGCGAUAUGGUACAUUUUUAUGCUGUGCUAUGCGCAGUAUAUCCAGCGCGCAGCGAUCCAUCCUCCCAUGCGAACCCGCGAUGAGAGACGCGAACUCUUCACCAAGAUAAGAUCUGAGAUUUACGAUCCCAUCACGUUCGUCGGCGGGUGGUUUCGCGGAGCUUCUCCUCAAGCGAUUGGGAAAGAUGAGCUGCGCAAGUUCAUAGACUGGGCUUUCUGGGAAGGUCGGGCGGGUGAGGAGCAUGGUGAUGCGGACGAGAUUGAAGAGUACAUUGAUAAGAUCCAGAAGAUGAUGCCUAGAGGAUUUGCAGAGGGCGCGGGCAAGGCUAAGAGCCUACGUUUGACGUUGGAUGCGAUUGAGAUCGAGCCACGGAGUCUUCUUUGGUACGCAUUGAUCAUGCUUGGUGAUGCUGUUGCCGUCCUACUACUCAAGCAUCACGGUUUCCAGUACUAUCGCCGAAGUCUUCCUGGUGCAUUUGCAGUCUUCCCUCCACGUCCCACUGCUUUCAUGACCAGCAAAAUCUCUACUGCUGCGGGUAUCUCGUAUUACCACAGACCGCAUACAUCGAAGAAACGACUUCCCGUCUUGCACAUCCACGGAAUCGGGAUCGGCAUAUUGCCUCAUGUCGCUUUCCUGCACGAGCUAGACCAAGCACUGAACAGCAAGGCGAGCGAAGACGACCAAGUCGGCAUUGUCGCGGUGGAGGUCUUACAGAUUUCAAGCAGACUGACUACACCCAUCCUUCGCCGUGCGGACUUCUUAGCUCAGAUCACAACGAUAAUGGAGCAGCACUUCGGCAAUGGACGAUUCGUGCUCGUUGGUCACUCUUAUGGCAGUAUAAUGAGUACGCACAUCCUGAACGACGCUCAGCUGUCGCCACGAGUCUCUGGAACCCUCCUUAUCGAUCCGGUGACCUUGCUUCUACAUAUGCCGGACGUAGCAUACAACUUCACGAUACGACCUCCUGUGCAAGCGAAUGAAUGGCUACUCUGGUUCUUUGCCAGCAAGGAUCCGCAGAUCGCGCACACUCUCGGUCGGCACUUCUUCUGGAGUGAGAAUCUCUUAUGGAGAGAUCAGAUCGAUCAUCUCAUCACCAAUCAUGGCAUGAAGUUGACGGCGAGCUUGGCGAGCGAUGACUUGAUCGUCAAUACCAAUGCUGUCAGGGCGUACCUCACCGAUCGUGAUCUUCCCGAUCCCGUUCUGGUUCGAGAUGAGGACGGCGAGAAGAAAAUGCAGCUCCAGACGCACUCUUCUCAUCAGCAAAAUGGGCGAUCGAAGAAGUGGCAUGGUUCUGCCCUAAAUGUCAUUUGGUGGGAAGGCUAUGAUCAUGCUACAGUCUUUGACCAGCGCAAAGAUAGGGCGAGGCUGGUUGAGGUGUUGGUGAAGUACUCGAAGGGCUCGUGA